CUUACACUCGCUGAGACUCUGUGUCUUUAGGUGAUCGCUACUGGUCGUAUCUCCACUGCGCGGUAUUGUCUGCAACACUGGCCAGUGGAGACAUUGGAGGCGAGGACCAAUGCCUGACUGAGAAGAGGGGUGGUGCGGAUGAGCACAAGGGCUUCUAGUACAAGCCUGUACAGCAGUAGACUACAUCUGCGGGAAGAAGGCCGAAGUAGAGGGGGAGGAGUGCCUACGGCAGUAGCACUCCCUGGUGCAAGGAAUCGGGCUUGGUUAGACCGCUUGCAGGGAUUUGAAGGAGAUGGCCGGGAGAAGGAGAGAGAGAGCGGGUGUUGGCACGGAUGGAGAUGAGGAUCGGAGGAGGAGGAGGAGGCUGGGUGAUUGACAGGUGAGCAGGCACAGGUUGGCAGAGAGGGCGCAGUGGGUCACAUGCAUGGUCAUGUGCCCAAGGAGCGUGGCGUCCCCUGACAGAAAAAGAGGGUUCGGGCCAGAGGGUCAUCUGGACAUGCUCAGCAGGGGAGUCCGGACUGAAGCAUGUGAUGCUUGACAGAUGGCACGUGCAUGGUCACAUGCAAGAUCCCACAAUGAUUGGACAAAAGCGGGGGUUCCACUGACAGAACCACAGUUCAGGUUCGCACGGUUCAGUUCAGAGGUUCAAACCGGUUCAAACUGCUGAAUGAAAUUUUCAUGAGAAUAUGGUAUUUUUCAGUCCAGCCAGACUCAAAUGCAAGGAAAUCAUGUGUAAUAGGUUUAUAGAUGUAAACAGG
Mycena citricolor is the source of this 758-nucleotide messenger RNA. The record is from the annotation of a GenBank genome assembly. Lineage: Eukaryota; Fungi; Basidiomycota; Agaricomycetes; Agaricales; Mycenaceae.